Molecule: messenger RNA, 8562 nt
Organism: Xenopus tropicalis (tropical clawed frog)
Lineage: Eukaryota; Metazoa; Chordata; Amphibia; Anura; Pipidae
Gene: znf292
Product: zinc finger protein 292
Exons: 8
Coding region: 114-8174 (2686 amino acids)
Cellular component (GO): nucleus
Source: RefSeq, a predicted model, not a curated record
CUCCCUGUUAUGACGUGUGCGACUGUACGUCUGGACGUGGCAUUGUGGUAGCCUGACGCUCGGCGGCGGUGUGGUUGUGAUUUUGGGUGUACGAGACAGAGCGGGCUCUGAAUAUGGCGGACGGGGAGGCCGAGCGGGAUAAUGGCCCCCCUGGCCCGGACAUAAUCGUCGAAAUGCCUCAUCUAGAGAACAGUUUGCGGGAGCUGGAGCGCCUGCUGCAGGAAGAGAGUGCGAAAGGGGAGGCUGUGCAAGCUUCGAGCGAAUUCUGCCAACGGUUCUGUCAGACCCUCUUUGAGUAUGCUGAAAAAUGGAAGGCACCUGAAGACUCUCUCUCUCUUCUGGAAGUCUAUACUGUGGCAAUCCAAAGCUACUCUAAAGCACGAUCAUACCUUACCUCAGAGUGUGAGAACGUAGCUUUGGUUCUGGAGAGACUAGCUUUGAGCUGUGUUCAACUUUUAUUGUGCUUGCCACAUGAAUUACCUGAUGAUCAUUGGGAGAAAUUUCAGUGCUCAAUAAAGGUUGCUCAUAUGCUGUUGACUGAAAAUGGUAGCCAUGAGCUCUCCAUUCUGUACAGUCUUUCUCAAGAAAGUGGAGUGUGGAAGAAUCCAGUACUUACAAAUAUUAUUAACCUAGAGCCACUGGAUCAGUAUCAAGUAGUUGACCAGUUCCUGAUGUCGGAAGGUCCAAUCCUGUUGGAAAUGCGAAUUAAGCAACUCCUCAAGCUCAGUAAAGUGGCGGCUGCAACUGUUUUGGCGAAACUGUGUUCAGACCACCUUGAAAUGAGCAAAAAAGGCAACUUUACACAACUCUACCUGACUUGUCUUUGUGCGGCUUCACCAAAUAUUAAGCUUAUAGAGGAAAUUGCCAAAGUAGAUUGCAAGGAUGCACUUGACAUGAUUUGCAAUCUAGAGUCUGAAGGAGAUGAGAAAACCUCACUGAUUCUUUGUGCAGCUUUUCUGUCUCGUCAGCUGCAGUUUGGGGAAAUGUACUGUGCAUGGGAACUGACACUUUUUUGGAGCAAGUUACAAAGGAGAGUGGAUCCAUCAAUACAGAUAUAUCUUGAGAGAUGCCGCCAGCUAUCUCAAUUGACAAAAACCGUAUAUCACAUUUUCUUUCUGAUCAAAGUCAUUCAGUCAGAGACUGAAGGUGCGGGACUUCCAACUUGUAUUGAGUUGUGUGUUCGAGCUCUACGUUUGGAAUCAAGUGAAAAUGCCAAAGUAAAAAUCUCUAUCUGCAAGACUAUCUCAUGUUUAUUGCCCGAAGACUUGGAGGUUAAGAGAGCUUGUCAGCUUACCGAAUUUCUCCUUGAGCCUACGGUUGAUGCAUAUUAUGCUGUUGAAAUGCUGUACAAUCAGCCUGACCAAAAGUAUGAUGAGGAGUCUCUUCCGGUACCAAAUUCAUUACGCUGCGAGUUGUUGCUCGUGUUAAAAACUCGAUGGCCCUUUGAUCCUGAAUUCUGGGACUGGAAAACACUAAAGCGCCAGUGUCUUGCAUUAAUGGGAGCAGAGGCAUCUAUUGUGUCUUCAAUUGAUGAGCUUAAUGAUAAUGAAGCAUAUGAUCAGACAGAUGACUACCAAGAAGUGACCAAAAUCUCCUCUCUAAAUGGGUUUGAUUGCUUUGAUAAUGUUAAUGUUAACAAUGUAGAAGAAGAAGAAGAAGAAAAGCAAAAAAAGAAAAACAUAAAAAAAAUGAGAGAACGUGGAUACAUAUCUGAAAGGUUUAGGAACUGGCAAGCAUACAUGCAGUACUGUGUACUAUGUGACAAAGAGUUCCUCGGCCACAGAAUAGUGCGCCAUGCACAAAAGCAUUUCAAAGAUGGCAUUUACAGCUGUCCAAUAUGUGCACAACAGUACAGCAGUAAGGAGAACUUUGUUCCACAUGUCACGUUCCAUGUUAAACAGUCUUGCAAGGAAAGGUUAGAAACAAUGAAACCCUUGAGAAGGCUUCCAAAACUGCCUAAAAAAGCACCAACUUGUAAGAGUAAAAAGCCUGUAGCAGUUUCUAAACAGGAACGGCCAAUUAAGAAGAACAGUCUUUAUUUAGAUGAUUUUAUCGUAUUUAAUGACAAUGACAAAUCAGAUGAUGAUGAAAAAGACAACCAAUCUGAUAUUCCCCCCAAGGAAGAGCAGACACUUGUUAAUGAAUUUGCCUGUCCUGUACCUCUAUGCAAAAAAGGGUUUAAGUAUUUUAAAAACUUAAUUGCACAUGUAAGGGGACACAAGGGUGAAGAGGAAGCAAAACGUUUUCUUGAGAUUCAAAGCAAAAAAGUUGUUUGUCAGUAUUGCCGACGACAGUUUGUUAGUCUCGCUCACUUAAACGAUCACUUACAAAUGCACUGUGGAGACCAACCAUAUAUAUGCAUACAAAUGAAGUGCAAAGCAAGUUUUGAAACCUAUGCUGACCUGUUGAGUCACAGGAAGGAACACAGAGUAUUCAGAGCAAGGUGCAUGUUUCCUAAGUGUGGGAGAAUAUUCUCUGCUGCUUACAUGCUUUUUGACCAUGAAGCACAACACUAUAACACUUUUACUUGCAAAUAUGUUGGCUGUGGAAAAGUAUAUCAUUCUCAGCUUCAGUUAGAAAGGCACUUAAGUGAGCAUGUACAAGAAGAAACUCUACAGGAGAGCAAAUCUAACAUGGCUCCUCAACAAACUGAGAUUUCAGGAACAGAACAUGUUAUGGAUAACCGGCAACCAAAACCAGACUGUCCUGUUGUUAGUAAUAUUAAUGCAGCAUCAAUAAGUUCAGUAAAUGAACCAGCAGAAAAUUUGAACUUUUCUUCAGCAAUCCUGCACCAAAAAGAAGAAUCAAUAGUUUCAAAUGGAAUACCACAGGCAGCACAAUUGCUUAAUCAUCAUCUUCCUCCUACCAGUGAAGUUCUUCCUUUUGUGUCAUUGCUAAACCAGGUGUUGCCAUCAUCUUCAACUGUACUAAACCAGAACCCACCAGCAGAGGCAGAUAUUUUAAAUCCUUCUGAUUUGUCAGUACACCCAAGUAGCAAUAUCAAAUUGCCAUCCGUUCCUGAUGGGUGCCCUGAAAUGCUGCUCAGUCAGAGAAAAUUACUAGCGCCAGAUAAUACAAGCAAUCAAAAUAAACAAUUAACACGUUUGCAUUUUGAGGAGCCUUGUCUUCCAGUUUUUGAAGAUUGCAAAACAUCCUACCCUAUUGGAUUAAACAAAGAUCAUGUCAGCUCUGCUAAUGCUGUUGAAAAUAAAAUGGAAAUGUUAUCUGCAACUUCUGUGGAAAGGCAGGUUAGCAGUUUAAUGCCUUUUGAAGCAAACAACCAAACCUCUCAGUUGUGUGAAAAUAAUUUAGAUAUGUCUGGGUAUGAUGAAAAUACUAAACCAGAACAUACUUUAUCAUUGUCACUUGAAACAAGCAGUAUGCUUGCAAAUGUUUUGCCUUCUGUUAAUAACACUGUUCCUGUGCAAACAUCACCUGCACAAAAAUUUAAAUGCAAUGUGGAGGGAUGUACAAGGGUUUACAACUCGGUCCAAAGUAUAGGCAAACACAUGAAGACAGCCCAUCCUGAUCACUAUGAUGCCUUUAAAAUGGAACGCAAGAACAGAAAAAAAUUGAAAUGUGCAAAUCCAGUACUGCCUUCCUUGGAGGACAAACCGACAUAUUGUAUAUUGCCAGAUAAAGGUUGCAGUAAUCCAGUUUUUCAGCCCCAGGUACACAGUGGCCCAAAUCCUAGUUUUUGCAAUCAGUUACAACACAUUCCAUCACAUCCAGUUAUUCCACCCCACCUUGAUAAUCUAAACCCAAUUCUUAGUUCGGUUGAAAGCAUCAUAUCUCAGAGUUUGUCAAAAAAUGUGGCUGAUUCUCUACUGGGAUCUGAUGUUGGAAACUUAACUAGCACCGCCCUGACAUCACAACUUGAGGAUCUUGCAAAAGUUGUUUUACCUUUAAAAUUUGAAAAUGGUUCUGACCCAUUUCUUCCAAUGCCAACUGAAAAUGAUCCUUUACCAGUCAUGUCUUCUCUGAGUGGGGCUACAGUCUUUACACAGCUAGGGGGCAGCACAAAUCAUGACCAUGUAUUAUCUGGUGGGGAAUCUGGCAAUUCUGUAUUUCUGAAAGAGGAACCUGAUGCAGAGUCGUCAUUUUCAAAGCAGACUGACAAUGCAGAUAUUGAUGCAAGCUUUAACUUGGAUAAAUCAGCCACAAUGCUUUCUAAUACUAUUGAGAAUAAAAACGGUAAUGAACGAACAUCAAAAACUAAAGAGAGAAAGCCAAGGCACAGUUCUCGUCCAAAAUGCCCUGCAAUAAUUAGAGAUGGUAAAUUUAUUUGCAGCAGGUGUUUUAGAGCCUUUACUAACCCAAGGUCACUUGGUGGCCACUUGUCUAAACGAGCUGUUUGCAAACCUCACAAUGAAUAUGACAGUUCCCAAGUGAUUCCACAGAUAGAUGGUCAAGUCAGUGUGUUGGCCAGUAUGAUACUGUCAUCUAGUCCAAAACACAACUUACAAUCACCCACUCAGUCAUAUAGCCCUGAAGUGUCUAUCAAAGAAGAGCCUUUUCUUCCAACAAUUUCUUCCAGCAACCAUACUGCUCAGUUUUUCUCCUCCUGUGCAACACGUGAUUUGAAUGAAACCAGGAAGAUAAUGGAAACUCCACAAAUUGUAGAGAACAGACCAUUAUCCCUGAAUGUGACUUCAGAUGGAUCUCUGAAUGCAAGUAGUGAUAAAACCCCACUUAAUGCAUUUAGGCCACAGAUAUCACCAACUAGUACCAAGAUGGAAGAAAGCCGCAAGAUUCUACAUUCUGAUUUAAAUAACUGCAAUAAAGUAGCUACAGUGACUGAAGGGAGUAUUUUACAGAAUGUUGAAAAUGGUUUGUGCUCAAAUGCCUCAUUGAAUACCGGUAAUGAAAAUGGUUGCUUGUCAACCCCUGUAAGCAGCACUAGAGUGUCUGUUAUCAGUGGGCCACAAAAUUCUUCCUUAACUGCAACCAAGAAAAAGGGUGGGGGUACUAGGAAGAAGAAGAAAAAUGCUGAUGUUCCACCUGAAAUCAGUGCUUCACAUGAACUAGCAAAAAAUCUUUUAGCAGCGGUUGGAGGCAUGCCACAAAAUGUUGGGGGUAGCAUGCAGAUGUCAACUGAAAUACAACCAAAUCUUUUGUCUUAUAGCUCAGAACUAAUUGAAAACAUUGCAAAGCAUUUAAACAACACAGACAAACAGUUGUUCUUAUCCUGUAUAAAUGAUACGGUUAAAGCACAUUCUGAUGCAAAUACAAUUUCUCAAACUCCUGAUAAACCAGAAAAAUUUGAUUCUGUGGUCAUGUCUACUUUUACCUCUAACAGUAAAGAGCUUUCUGAAGUACAAAUACAGACAAACUUAACCAGGAGUCAUCUGGAAGGUCUGAAUUCUCAAGAAGCUGAAGUAUUUGCACUUAAUGGUAACAGAGAAAACUCUUGCUUUUCAUUACCACACAGCCAAAAUACUGUAAACCAAGACCUAGACAUUCUAUCAAGAGAUGUUCAGAAUAUUAUUUCUGCCACAGAUGAUACUGGUCCAAAUUGCACACUCAACAUCCCCAUAUGUUCUGCCUCCCCUACACAAGAAACUGAUCCUAUGCCUGAUGCGCACAUAUUAGAAAUCAUGGAUUUGGUACAGAAACUUCAGUUAGUCGACAAUGUAAUAUUUGAGAACACUGGAAUUGAUUCAGUCCCUAGAUGUCCUUCUGAAUAUAUGCCUGUAACUUCUAGCGUAAUUGUUCCUAAUCCAAGUUUAAAUGUUGUAGAAGAGGAGUCGGAUAUGUCUAAAUCUUUAAUUGACAAAUGUAAUGCAAAACCUUUUAUUUGCCAGGAGACAGACUGCUCAUAUUGUGCAAUGACGAAGGAUGCUUUGUUUAAGCACUACGCUAAAGUACAUUACUAUACACAAGAAAAGAUUAUGGAAAUAAAGAAACAUCAGCUAAAAUUUGCUCCAUUCAGAUGUGUUGUACCCUCAUGUACAAAAACUUUUACCAGAAAUUCAAAUCUUCGAGCACAUUGUCAGACCAUGCAUAACUUUACAGCAGAACAAAUGGUUAAGUUAAAAAUUAAGAGAGCAUAUGGUAGAAAAUCUGGUGAUCUUACAUGUGCCAGUAUCCAGGAAUUGCCUCAUUCAGUUCAAGAAAUGGAACAUAGUAUAGACGAACCAGCCCUGGUUCCUCAAGAGGUUCCUAAAAAGAAUCAAGAAACUCCAACAGUGGAACGAGUAGAAGCUCAGAAAGAGCAGGAACCCGCAGCUCCUCAAAUUCUUAGUAAACCAGCUUCACACGUCCUCCAGGCUUUAAGCCAGAAAUGUAAGAAGGGCUCUAAAGUACGAAGGAAGAUAAAAGAAAAAGAACUGAUAGAGGAGGUCCAAAAAGAUGACAUGUCUGCUGUUCAGGGAUUUAAUUCAUAUAAACCAUACCAGUGUGUUCAUCAAGGUUGCACAGCAGCUUUUACUAUACAACAAAACUUAAUGCUUCAUUAUCAAGCAGUUCACAAGUCUGUUUCAAUGUUCUCCCUUGAAGAUGGUGAAGAAUGUGAAAAUGGCUUCUCUCUAAAAGAGUUCAGGUGUAUGGAAACGGACUGUUCUAGAAUAUUUCAGGAAGUUGGUGGUCUUAUACAACACUACGUGAAACUUCAUGAGAUGAUAGCAGAGGAGAUUGAAAAUGUACUUUCUUUAAUAAAUAUUGGACAAUUUAAAUGUGAUCAGCUUAACUGUGCUUCGUUGUUUAAUAGUUGCACCAGCUACAUUGAGCAUCUUGAAGAAGUCCAUGAAAUAAAAAUGAGGCAUAUUAAAAUGGAAGGAGAGGAAAUGUACAAAUGUGAUUGUGAAGGUUGCGACCGUGUUUAUGCUACAAGAUCCAAUUUGUUAAGGCAUAUUUUUAACAAGCACAAUGACAAACAUAAAGAGCAUCUAAUUAGGCCGAGAAAAAUUAGUCUCAGUGAUCAAGACACUACAGAUGAAAAAUCUGUAAAAGAAAAACCUAGAGUGCCUAAGCAGAAGUGCGAAACGGAAGGUAAUGAUGACCUGAAAACGAAACGCUCCAAAGGAUGUUUGGUUGACAGAGAUCUUAAAACUGGACAAGGACAGCUAAACCAAGAACCGUUAACUUUAAAAUAUGGCAGACAUACAUAUUCUUUAAAACCGAAAGUUACUGCAUUUGUAGAAUGUACCGAUAAUCAUGCAAAGCAAUAUCCCUGCAUGGUACGUGGAUGCACGUCUGUUGUUACUAGUGAACGCAGUAUCAUCAGGCAUUAUAAAUGUCAUAAACUAUCAAGGGCUUUUAUUUUAAAACACAGAAAUUUGCUAAUAGUAUGUAAAAGACGUGCCCGCACUAAAGACAAAGAGGAAUCUGCAACUCUUAAUGCUGAAGAAGAUCCUAAAACUGACAUAACCAUCUCUUCGCAUAAAGAAUUAGUACCUAGCCUGCCUGAGUUUGACGAAUCUAGCUUAUCUACAUCUCAGCCAAGUGAAAAUGAAAAAGAUGAGAUGGAUGAACUUGCAGAACUUUUCAUCUCAAAGUUAAGCAAUGAAGAUAGCACAGGUUCUGACAGCCAAGCAAGGACUUCAUCCUUUGUAAGCAGUGAUUUUCAUGAGACUAGUUCUUGUCAGUCAGAACCGCAAAAGGAAACAAGUAAUCUAAAAAGAACCAGUAAGCAAAAGCAUGUCAUAAAUCGAAAAAGAAAAGUGGGUAAGUCUGACAUACAGUCAGCUGAAACAAGUAGCACAGUCAGUGGUGAGGAGACGGUUGCUAUCUUGCCUACUACAGAGGAGGAUUCACCUUCAUUUGACUUAAGUUCAUUUAAACCUAUGGGAUUUGAAGUAUCAUUCCUUAAAUUCCUGGAGGCAUCUGCUACCCAGGAAGACGAAAGUGUGGAUUUAGAAGAUUUUAAAGGAAAAAGCAAUGCUGAACUGCACCCCAAAAAAAUGCGGUUAUCUGUUGAUGAGGAAGAGUUAUCUUUGGAGAGUUCAGAGAGUGACCUUUACUUAUUAUUUUCUAAUCCUUUCCACUUUCCAGACAUGGACAAUAUAAAAAUAGUUUUAGAUCAGAAAUUCAAUGACUAUAUUGACCUUGUUGGAAAGCAGCUUAAUGAGCUGAAACCUGUUGUGAUUCUUAGAAGACAUGAAAUGUUGAGGAAUGAAUCGACUAGCACAUGCAAAGAAAAUGGUUUAUCUGUGGCUGAGGAAGCUACAGCAUAGAAAGUUUCAGAAUCCUAAAGCAUGCAAGUUAAUGUACUUUUUAUUUUUAAUUCAACUUUUUUUUUUUUUUUCUAGGGGAGUUAUCUUGGCCAAAAAAAUCAUGGCACAAGUCAUGCAAUGUUUUUACUCCAUUUUAUCCCUAUGGGACUUAAGUAAUGGGAUUGUUUUAUUAAGUUGUGUAAAUAUUGUUUUAAAACCUCAAUAUUUCUAUUGAUAAAUUGUCCUUUCACAAAUCUAACAAUUUGUGUAUUGUCUAUGAUUAGUUAUGCUCACAAGUUCACUGCUUUUGUGCAAGUGGAUACUUGUGUAUGGCAUUUUUUAUGUAAAUAUCACUGUAACACAUUUGCUGCCUAAGUAUAAACUAUUAAAUGACACAUUUAUAUACUGA